Messenger RNA from Exserohilum turcica Et28A, 1669 nucleotides. RefSeq lists its product as uncharacterized. Lineage: Eukaryota; Fungi; Ascomycota; Dothideomycetes; Pleosporales; Pleosporaceae. The transcript has 2 exons. The record is from RefSeq and is a predicted model, not a curated record. The coding region runs from base 85 to 1455 and encodes 456 amino acids.
CAACGCCGCCCAGCACGUCACGCGCAAUCGCCGCGCCCUCGACCGGAACAAGACCAGAAGCUGCGAGACAAAGAGCUGGAAAAGAUGCAGGUCCACGCUGUGCCAGACUCGGAGCGCGCGUAUGAUUCGACAGGGAGGAAGCUGCCCUGGGCCUAUGAGUUUGCGGACUCAGACCAAAAUCAACGGCGCAUACCCGAAGAAAAGGGCCCCUUUGGCAAAGCACGAAAACGCGGAACCUCGCGGGCUAAGACACCGCUGGGCGCCAACCAAGCUGCCGACGAAGCGAAACUACUCAACCAACGCACCAUCGAUGACAUCUUUGGCCGCUACAAGGCGGAAGAAGACAAGAGGCGCUCCGUAUCAUCGCGUUCCGUUGCCGCACUACCCCCGCCAGGCUCAGCACCGAACCUGAUAGACGCAAGCAAUGCACUGAACAACUCGUUCGCAGCAGGCGCAUCGACAAACACAGCCUUCACACAAGAGCCCAAGGAAGUCAUACUAUACGGCUACGGAAGCGACGCACAAUGGGCAGCGAUAGCGCACUAUGAAAAAGUAUCCAAUGGCAUCAUCUACGAAGAGUACGACCGCGAGCCCUUUAACCCCAAGUUCGGAUACAACUUCACAUCGCAGCGAGCAUCACAUUAUCGGUCACUGAGCAAGGCGUCGCUGAGAAAAAUCAACGAGUAUGUCGGAGGUGAUCACUGGAUCAAGGUCACGUUCGACAGCGCAGAAGCAGCCGAGCGCGCAUGCCACUACAGUCCCAAGAAUAUCCAAGGGUACACCGUCUACGCCGAAAUGUACAGAGGCACGGGUCCCCAAGGCGGCGACCGCGCAAUCCGGGCAGAAGCAGGAAGCAUGUCGCAAGCCGCCUCACCCAACACCAUGUCGUCCGCUACCGUCGGUCUCCGUGGCAUUAGUACUUCGCAGUCGUCGGCAACAGCCUCGUCCGCCACAGCCACAGCCUCGCAACUCGCUCCAUCAACAACACAACAAACACAAGGACUCCGCUCUUUCGCAGACCCACCCUUCAUGCGCAACACAGCCGGCUCCUUUCCCUCGUACCUAGACGAUAUGCCCGUCCAACCACUAGAACAACACCAAGCCCUCGAUCCAAACACCAUCCCCGCACGCACCACAACCACGGCACUGAACCCCCGCUCCCAGCGCGCCACCCUCCGCCUCAAAGGCGCAAACGUAAAACCCGCCGUCUUUUUGCCGCAGGAAAAGGCAUUCCUGCCGGCUAAACCCCGCUGGCAGCAGACGGUUGGCUCGCUACCGAUUAUCGGAUGGGUGUUUGGAUCGGGCCAGGGCAUCAUCGGCGAUUCUGUUCCCCGGAAGGACGACGGAACUUUUGACAUGAACAGUGCUAGUUUGUACUGGCGCGUGUGGUACAUGGUGGACAAUUGCUUUGGUAGUGACUUUUGUGGAGUGAGGGAUGCAGAGUACGACGACUAAACGGGAGGGGUGGAUGGAGAAAAACAACGUGUCGAUAUUCUGGCGAAUUGGUAACCAUGAGCAUUGGGUGGCGUUUGCGGGCGCUUUGCAUCAACAACUUCUUAUUUUUCCCGAUAUUUGCAAUUGAGCGCCGGCAAAGCAGAUUGACGAUGCGGUAUUAAGCCGCUCAAAGUGUGCCGCGGAAAGUGGUAUGCAAAUGUAAUAUUAUUUCCAA